This is a messenger RNA of Cucurbita pepo subsp. pepo (vegetable marrow), 942 nucleotides long. RefSeq lists its product as uncharacterized. The record is from RefSeq and is a predicted model, not a curated record. NCBI's taxonomy places the organism in Eukaryota, Viridiplantae, Streptophyta, Magnoliopsida, Cucurbitales, Cucurbitaceae.
CGUUUUGUUGUCAUUUCAGAUUAGCAAAUGUUUGGAGAAGCUCUGGAGGAGAUCGGAGAGAGGUGAAAAUCAGGACUUGGAUCGGACCAAGCGUAAACGACGAUGAAAUCCAACGCGUGGGUUCUAUUGUUAAUGGUGAUCUACUUCGGUGUUGUCAAUUGCAUUGAUGACAAAUGCGCCGCUUGCAAUGCCGUUGCCGAAGAGAUAGAACGUGGACUUUCCAAUGAAAAACCGAGGAAUCAUUUAGAUAUGAGACAUCGGUUGGAUUCUAAAGGUCAGCGUAAGGGGAAGGUGAUUGACUACAGGGUCAGUGAGCUAAGAGUUGUUGAACUCCUGGACGGGCUUUGUGAAAAGAUGCAAGAUUACACUAUCGAGAAGACAGAUUCAACUGGAAAACAGUGGAUCAAAGUGGAUGACUGGGACAACUUGACAAAUAAACAAGAAGCUCGGGCUUAUUCAAAAGAUAUAUCAACUUAUUGUGGGAGAUUAUUAGAGGAAACAGAAGAUGAUUUGGCAGAGUUGAUUAAGAAAGGAUCUGUCAGACCAGGUGCUGUUAGCAAAGUACUAUGCCAUGAUUUGAGCAGGCAUUGCAGCAAGGCGAGUGUUCAGCUGAAUGACGAUGAUGAGGAAGCAGAUGGGGAGCUAUGAAAAGAUAGGUUUGAGAGAGGAGCUAUAAACCAUGCAACAGUUAGCUUGUUUUCAAAUCAGGAGAUAUGUGCUACACGCUUAUUUUCUUGUAUGACAGUUAAAACUUUGAUUGCACUUUCAAUUUUUAAUUUUGAUAGAAGACUCAGAGGAUGGGGUGAUGCUGACUUAAAAGCUUCAGAUUGAUGUUUUGUGUAGUAAAGCUUAGGGACUCGAGGUAGGCUUCAUUAAGCUAAACGAUCCGAAAGUAAAACUAACCAUUUAUAAUAAAGGCAUAACCUCGUAAUUCACAUGCCA